CCUCCGGCUAUCACCAUGAAGAGUGAUCAGCACCAAGGACAGGUGGCACCCAGCAUGCACCGCGGGGCGGGAGUUCCAAAAAACAUGGCGGCCGUCAGCAGAAAUAUCUGGGUGUUUACCACAAGAUUCGUCGCUUCGGAAGACGUUUUGCACCCGGUUUGGACGCAGUCCACAGAAAUGGCGUGCAGAGAAGCGGACCACCAGUAUGAAGACGUGGACCGUAAGUUUGAUGGUGGGAAGGAUUCGGAACAUGCUGCAACACCUCGACCCCUUCCUAAGCGUCUUGUGAUGUGGCCUUUACAGAAAGAAGAGUCAUGCUUGAAUGAGGACUACAAACUGGAGAGGACAAGCGGAGAUGGUCGCAUAGAAGGAAAAAUGACAUCGAAUAAUACUAGGACGCAGUGCCUAGAAAAUGAAUAUGAAGACAUGGACCCAAAACAUGUGGACCAAACGCACGAAGAUGUGGACUUUAAAGAUGGGCCGCAAGGUGAUAGCUCCAGUGGACAACCACCCAAACCUGACAUGCAAAACCACAUGGAAAAGUCAUGCUCAGAGCGUGCUGCAGAAAUGUGGAACAAGGCAAAAUCUGGAUGGGCUUGCUGGCUUACAAUUCUUUGCUGUGUGCUCAUGGUGGUAGCGACAGUCGUCAUUGCAGUGGUCUUGUUUGCUUACAUCAAACCUGGUAGUAAGGGAACACACAAUUCACCGAAUCAAGAUGGCACUAAGGACCGGGUUAACCUAGCAAAUUCCCGCGUUCCAGUGUCAUGGAGUUUCUGUCAGAAAAACAGCUCGGCCCUGAUCAACUUGGCCACUGAGAUUUCCAUUUCUCCAUUGAUGACUGUGCCUGUGGAAGAAAGCAUCUCAAACCCCUUCUUGUCUCUGCCAAAGAUGAAAGAACCUACUCCUCCAUCAACAACUGUAACAAGUACACGAGAUUGCCAGGUUGGAAAUGGGGUUUCCUACCGAGGAACAGUCGCCGUGACCGAAACAGGCAGGACGUGUCAGCGCUGGGACAGUCAGUAUCCUCAUGACCACGACUAUACAACUGCUGAUUACCCAUCAUCCGGACUGGAGGAGAACUACUGCCGGAAUCCGGGCGGCGACGCCGGGGUUUGGUGCUAUACCACGGAUCCCAGCACCAGAUGGGAGUACUGUGACGUACAUGUACCAGUCUGUGCCCAAUGCGAAAGUGGAUGGACUGAAUCUAACAGCUACUGCUACAAGUUUGUGAGUGACCAAGUCAGCUGGUAUACAGCAGACUCACAAUGUAUCCAACAUGGUGCCAGUCUUGCUACCAUCAAAGGUCCUGGGGAAAACAACUUCAUUGCAGGUCUCAUCAGGAAAAGUACCCCUGACGCGGUCUGGAUUGGACUUCGUAAAAGUGGAUCUGUAUGGAAGUGGAGAGAUGGUACACAUUUCACAUACAGCAAUUGGAAGCCUGGUGAGCCUAACAAUAAGAGGGUAACCUCGAAACUCUAUCAUAAUGAUGGGAGAGAGGAAUGUGUUUCUAUGUACUCCAAGCAACCUGAACCUAACUGGCUUUUUGGUCGCCAAGCGUCAACAAGAGGAAAGUGGAAUGAUGCACACUGCCUGUGUGACCGUCCCUACAUUUGCCAGAAGCUAAAACAAUGAAACAGUCAUACCUGGACAGCCAACAACCAGCACAGCCUACCACUUCUGGCAAAAUUAAAAUUUCUCCAUCCAAUUUUACCAAUUCCUCUACUAUUAUGAUUAUCCAACUAGCAAUCAUGUUUUUAUUCCCAGAACAUGCCUUAAUCAAACAACCAAAAUUGACAACAAUUAAUAUUCAAAGUACAAAUUUUAAAACGAACCAUUGGGAACUUUGACAGAAAAACUUAAAGCACAUGCACUGCUUUUUUGAGAUCAGACAACCUAUCCAAAGACAUGUGACAAUAGUUUGAAUAAUUUAAUUUAUUUACUUAGCAUUGUGGAGUUUAUGCACUGUUGUCAACUAUUGUAGUUGUAGAUCUUAUUAUUCAAUUUUGAUUUAUUUGUUCAUUCAAAUAACUUUGUGCACAAGAAUCUUUUGUUCCAAUAUUACUCAAAAUAAUAAGCUGUCAAUUACUAUUUUCAAUGCAUACUAAGUAUGAUAAAUUCUGGAAAUAUGUAUAAUGCACAGAGAGAACAAGUAUUAAAAACUACUAAAUCUUCUAGUUUGUACAAUGUACAAUGAAAGUAUUGUUGUUGUCUAAAACUUCAUAAUACAUUUGAUUAUAAUUUUUAUCAAUAUGCAUGUAGAACAAACGUGAUACAAUAGGUGUUAUAUUAUACGUCUGAACUGGUGCCAUAUACAUGACAUCGUACAUUAUUUUUUUUUUAGUAUCUUGGACAAUUUCUUGGCAGAACAUUAGUUGACAUAUUUAACAUAUUUGUAUUUAUAUAUAACGUUAUUUACAAUAAUAAUAUUUUCUAAUGUAGACAGAUCCAAGAGGAUUCAAUAACAAAAUUGUACAUUACAGAUCUAACUAAGAUUGUAAGUACAAGAAAUUAUAUGAAAAAUCAAUGGCACAUUAAAAACUUUUAAUUAGAAAAUGGUGAGAUGGAGAUUAUUUUAAAUUGCUGUUUACAUGAAAUUUCACUGUGAGUUUUGUUUUGAUGUUGUAGGGACAUGGAUGUUUUCCUGGUAUUUUGAAUUGGCAGUGGAAACAAUUAAAUCAAUUAGAUCAAUUAUGGCCUCUAUUCAAAAUUGGUAAAUGAUAAAAACUCUGUGGAAGAAACAAUAUUUUCCUGCAUUGCCUGGUAGGCACGAAAAGUUCAUAUUUUACGUGUGCUAACCCACAUUUUUGUCAUUUCUAUGGAGCCAGACAUGUUUUUUUGCAGCAUUUUUCACUUGCUGUCAGAUCUUAAUAAUUUGUGUAGGAAACAGCAGUCUACAUCAGAUUCUUCUUUUCACUUACUACAAAAAACAUUUAUUAUGUACUCUCAAUAAUGUGGAGAAAAAAGCCAUGUUUAUUUCAAUGUGGUAUAAAUAAUUUCAACAGUGUUAUGACUACUUAAUUGUAUUGUAGAAUUUGCCAUGAAUUUAUUUGAGGCAAUUUGUAAAUAGUUUUAACAAUGUUUCCCCUUCCUCCAAUUGUAUUAUGAUUGUAGCUUCAUGGGACCUCCAUUUAAUGUCCUGUCCAAGGCCAAGCCUAAUUUGUAUGACAAUGUUUAAUAAUUUUCAUAAUUUUUACAUUGCAGAUGGCAAUUUAAGACAUUUUAUUAUCAAGAAAAAGGUUAAUGUAUAACUAAAAUUAUUUUCUAUUGCUCUGUUUCUAUGUCAGGAGGAAGUUCAAAUUCUGUAUAGAAAAGUUAAAGAUAUGUGAAGGCUCAUUCAAAGCAAACAAGUGGUUGGUGCAAAAAGGAGAGUUAGUUUUGGAGUUUCUCAACAUUUAAACCAUAGAUUUGAGUUUCUCAAGACACUGACGAAAAAUUGUGAAACAUUAAUGAAAAGUGCCUUGCACUGAUCAUUUAUCUGUAUUUGGUGAACCUUCAUAGAGGAUUGUAAGUCACUGGUGGCUCUAUUCAUAUUAUACAUUCAGUUGUAAUAAAAAUAAAAACAUGGAACAUCAAGUGACUUUCCUUGUUUGUUUGUCUGGAGCUUUGUUUAUUUAUGAAAAGCUCAAAUUGGCCUGUAGGCCACUGUUUAUGGCAUUUAUGAUAAAAAUAAAUCUUUUUUUCUAUUCAAUUGAAUUGUAUUAAACUUUGUGAUGAUUUUAGAUUUCAGUAGCACAAUUAUAAAACAUUGAUUUAUACUGUCUUAAUAUCAUAAAGACAGUAUAAUCCAAUAAGACAGUAUGAUUCAAUGGUUUGUAAUUGUCAUUGCAAUCUAAAAUGGGAUAUGCUGAGGCAAUAACUGUACAAAAUCCCAUUAGCUUUUGGCUCUUCGUUAUGUUGUGAUGUCCCAAUCUCACUUUAGCCUCCCAAACAUCUGCUUGGAGAUUAGCAGACAUUUUCAAAUAUUUUGGAGGGCGUUUUACCUGCUGACAGAAAUAGUAAUAGUCUAUGUAUGUGUUAUGAAUAUCAUUGACUACCAAACAUCUUAGAGAUAAUAUCUGUAGCAUGUGUGUGCUGAACAGCAAAACCAAUAAACAUUGUAUUGUUA
This is a messenger RNA of Branchiostoma floridae (Florida lancelet), 4105 nucleotides long. RefSeq lists its product as uncharacterized. The transcript is spliced from 9 exons. NCBI's taxonomy places the organism in Eukaryota, Metazoa, Chordata, Leptocardii, Amphioxiformes, Branchiostomatidae. Bases 16 to 1632 code for a protein of 538 amino acids. The record is from RefSeq and is a predicted model, not a curated record. Gene Ontology annotation, molecular function: endopeptidase activity; signaling receptor binding.